Messenger RNA from Phascolarctos cinereus (koala), 930 nucleotides. Its product is annotated as olfactory receptor 13A1-like. Lineage: Eukaryota; Metazoa; Chordata; Mammalia; Diprotodontia; Phascolarctidae. Gene Ontology annotation, molecular function: olfactory receptor activity; G protein-coupled receptor activity. The record is from RefSeq and is a predicted model, not a curated record. Gene Ontology annotation, cellular component: membrane. Gene Ontology annotation, biological process: G protein-coupled receptor signaling pathway.
AUGGAACUGAGCAAUCAAACUCUGGUUGCAGAGUUUGUUCUACAAGGUUUUUCAGAGACACUUCAACUCCAGUUAUUCCUAUUUAUCUCUUUCCUCUUUCUUUACAUCGUGGCCCUCACUGGCAACAUGCUCAUCAUCAUGGCCAUCUGUCUGGACUCAAAUCUCCAUACUCCCAUGUAUUUUUUCCUUGCCAACUUGGCCAUUAUUGACAUAGGCUGCACAUCCACAGUUCUGCCCAAAUUGCUGGAGAACCUUGUGGAGAAGAAACCCAUUUCAUAUAAUGGCUGCAUGACUCAGUUAUAUUUCUUCUCGUGUUUUUUGGGGACUGAGCUUCUGCUCUUCACAGCCAUGGCUUACGAUAGGUAUGUGGCCAUCUGCCACCCCUUACGUUAUAGUACCAUGAUGAACAAGAUGGUUUGCAUGCUCUUGGUGGGCAGCGUAUGGGCCACCGGCACUUUCAGCUCAUCACUGCAAACUGGUCUGAUGGUACAAUUAACCUUCUGUGGUCCCAAUGAAAUUAACCAUUUCCUGUGUGAAGUCCCCUUUUUGCUACUGCUCUCUUGCAGCUCCACAUAUGUGAACAACAUCAUGAUAAUCAUUGCAGAUCUGUACUUUGGAGUUGUAAGUUUUGUGCUCACUCUGGUGUCCUAUGGCUUCAUCAUCUCCAAUAUUCUGAAGAUCCACACCGCGGAGGGGAAGAAGAAAGCCUUCUCUACCUGCUCCUCUCACCUCAUCGUGGUUACCAUCUAUUACACCACAAUCACAUACACUUACAUGCUUCCAGGCUCUAGUCCUUCAAUGGAUAAUGGCAAAGUGGUGGCUCUCUUGUACACCACAGUCAGUCCCACCUUAAACCCUCUUAUCUACACACUUAGGAAUAAGGAUUUUAAAGCAGCCCUCAAAAAAUGUUUCUAUCUAUUUGGUAAAUAA